Xyrichtys novacula (pearly razorfish) is the source of this 8084-nucleotide messenger RNA. Lineage: Eukaryota; Metazoa; Chordata; Actinopteri; Labriformes; Labridae. The record is from the annotation of a GenBank genome assembly.
AUGGCAGAGAAGGUGCUGGUGGUUGGCGGCGGUGGACGGGAGCACGCUCUGGCUUGGAAGCUGGCGCAGUCGGAGCAGAUUCAACAGGUCCUGGUGGCUCCUGGGAACGCAGGGACGGCGAACUGUGGGAAGAUUAGCAACUCUGGUAAAUACUUGAACACCUGAAGUUAAAGCUCCAGUGAGGAGUUUUUGACUUAUGAUGAAAUAUUAGAAAAUUCAACAAUUAUCAUGUUUUGGGCAUGAUGACAUUUUUAAUCAACAUUGGUAAAGAAAGAGCUUCCCUUUUUGUCCACAAGGAAGCGCCAGAGUCAGCACACAUUCAAAGUUCCUCAAAUGAGCUUUAAAGGGACAUUCCGGCGUAAAAUGAAUGACACACCGUAACACUGAGUUAGACAACCCCCCUCAAGAGAUGAAUGUUGCCGACCGCUUGCUUCUCUAGUUAUACCAACUUUAGUGGCAACCGCAGGAGAGCAAUACAGAGAGCUACGCACUCAACUAAAACACCACUCUAUAGCCACAAAUAAUGCUCAGAACAGCACCUAACUUCAUCAACAGGACAUAUAGGGUCACAGACAUAGUACUAGCCACCAAACAUCUUUUUAACUUUGACUGAUUUCUUUAUCAAAGAGACUAAACACAACUCACCUACUCUCUUCCAGCAGCCGCUUGUUUGUAGCGAGACCUCAGGCCAGUCCAUUACGGACUACAGCGGGGUGAGACAGCUUAAGGAAGAACAUUUAUGAUCAUUUCUUUAUAAUUUCCUUGAAGUGAAAAUCACCAUAUUCAUCAUCUUGCACUGCAGACACAGUAGUUCUUCUGUCUUAGCGUCUCAGUCUGGUUGCAUUUCCCUGAAGAAAUGAUCAUAAAUGUUCUUCCUUGAGCUGCGUCACCCCGCUGUAGUCUGUAAUGGCCCGAGGUCUCGCUACAAACAAGCGGCUACUGGAGGAGAGUAGGUGAGUUGUGUUUAGUCUCUUUGAUAAAGAAAUAAGUCAAAGUUAAAAAGAUGUUUGGUGGCUUGUACUAUGUCUGGGACCCUGUAUGUCCUGUUGAUGAAGUUAGGUGCUGUUCUGAGCAUUAUUUGUUGUGUUUUGGUUGAGGUUUGUUUAUGGCUCCUCAGCCCGCUGUGUAUUUCUAUCCUGCGGUCGUUACUAAAGUCGGUAUAACUAGAGAAGCAAGCGGUCGGCAACAUUCAUCUCUCGACAGGGUGUCUAACUCAGUGUUACUGUGUGUUUGACCGUUAAAUUAAUUUUACGCCGGAAUAUUCCUUUUAAACUGAAGUCACAAGUUGAUGAUAACAUCUAUGGUAAUGUUAUCACAUUAGCACAUAAUAGCCUCUGAUUGUAGAUGUUCUGAUGUCAGAUGGAGCAGCAGGACACGUCGUUACAUGUUAAUUCAUGUUCUUAAUGAGUUAAUGACAUAAUCGUCUUUACUAGCAACAGGGAACUUAAAAUCGUCCUAAUCACCUCCCUCCCUUUGCCUCCAUGCAGAGGUAUCAGUCAGUAAUCACGCCAUCUUGGCUCAGUUCUGUAAGGACCACCAUGUGGGCCUGGUCGUGGUUGGACCUGAGGUGCCGCUUGCAGCAGGUCAGUGACAUCGAAUAUAUCAGCUCUUUAACUUUGUGUUUGGAUCGUUCUACUCCAGUUUCUUUCUUUACUUGAACACCUCCUGCAGGUAUUGUGGACGACCUGACAGCAGCUGGAGUCCCCUGUUUCGGCCCGUCUGCUAAAGCGGCCCAGCUGGAGGCCAGCAAAAGCUUCUCCAAGGCCUUCAUGGAGCGUCACGGCAUCCCUACAGCCCGCUACGGCUCCUUCACCGACCCGGAGGAGGCCUGCAAAUACAUCCGCACGUCAGUGAAGCACACGCAGCAGACACUUCAGACUGACUCACAGCUCAGGUUUUCUUUACGAAGAGCCAUUCAACAGAGGGAAAUGUCAGCAUCUCUCAAAACGAAGCCAUUAGAGGAGUUUUCUUCCCUCAGACAGAGUCGCGAGUUAACGAGGGAAGAUGUGAUGACUGCGCUCCGAUGAGACGUCACACAAACAAUCCGCUCUCAACUUUUAAAGACAAAGAAAAAGUCCUUCACACUCGCUGAAAGUCAUUUCUUCCGGUCGUAUAAAGCAUCUCGAGCAGAACAGCUGCCACGCUCUGACAGCCUCCAUCCAUACACAUCCCAGACAAACAAUACCGCGCGCCGCCGAAGUUAAAUGGUCCACAAAAGACAAACAUUUGAUGCUCCGUAUCAGGCAUUCACCAUCUGUUCCAGAUGUGUUUUCCUGCGAAUGGGUGUUGAGUUUGUUUGAUUGUUCUGGGCUCUUCCAGGGCCGACUUCCCAGCGCUGGUGGUGAAGGCCAGCGGGCUGGCAGCAGGGAAGGGAGUCAUCGUGGCGAGGGACCCGGAGGAGGCCUGUCAGGCUGUGAUGGACAUCAUGAAGGUUUGGAAGAGUUACUUGUUGUUUUUCUUUGACUUUGGUAAUCAGAGAAGGGAGGAAAUGAAAAAAGAUACGUUAGGGUACAAAAUGAAGACUUAAUCUUUUAUUUAUAUGCUGAAAUAUGACUCUACAUACUCUACCAUGUAUGUAUAAAACAUAGAUUUUCCUGUGUUUAGGACCGAGCCUUUGGAGCUGCAGGAGACACUGUGGUGGUGGAGGAGCUCCUAGAGGGAGAGGAAGUGUCUGUGAGUAUUGAGACACAUGUAGUGUUGGGCGGUAUGAACAAAAUCUUAGAUCACGGUGUGAGUGAUUUCAUUUCACCGUAUGUUUUUUUUCCCCUUUAAAUUCAAUUAAUGGCUUAAAAAUAACCGUACUGUCGCAUUUGUUCAUUUUCCUUUUAUUUUUAAACUCUGAUUUGUAAACAAAUGCAAACAGGAUGUCAGACCAGUCUGGAGAUUUUUGAUCAAAGGUGUACCUUUGGAAAAAGACUCUGCCGAGCUCUUUCGUAUGAGAGGAGCUGCUGCAACUUUAGUUUUCGGUGCAGCGGGUGCUCCACACAUCUUCUGGCCUCCAUGAUAGAACUUGGCGUGUUUCAUCUUUAGGUGGUGGAAGAGGUUGUUGGUGUUUCCUCCUCCAGCAAUGACAGCCACACAACGCUCUUUCACUGAGUUCCUCCUCCUCUUCCUCAUGUUGGGUGGGUCGGGCUGCCUCCGUUUGCUCAGUACUGCCACUGAUCUCCGUGUCCACCAUGACCACCUCGAGUGAAGCUGCUGCUUCUUCUUCGUCGAAACUGUGCCAGGCAGUCUGCUGGACACGCUGGUGAUUCUAGGGAGCGCACCCAAACCUGACCAAUCAAACUGAGCAAAUAACCCCGCAAGACACGCUGGUGAAUAUAUAUACGGAAACGCACCCAAACUGAUUCGCUCCAGCUUUCCUGUUAGCGAGCGCAGACAACCACACACUGACUCAGAGAGAUGCAGCAGACAUCUGCGCUCUCUCUCUCUCUCUCUCUCUCUCUCUCUCUCUCUCUCUCUCUGGUAUAAAGUAUAAACACUUUUAUACCGUCACACGGUUUCUACCGGUCGACACUUUUAUACCGUAAACACAUGUUUGUUUUGUCUUCAUCUCCUCCUUCUUCUCCUCUUCUAGUGUCUGUGCUUCAGCGACGGCUCCUCCGUGUCUCCCAUGCCUCCAGCUCAGGAUCACAAGCGGCUGCAGGACGGGGACCUGGGACCAAACACCGGGGGCAUGGGAGCGUACUGUCCCACCCCUCAGGUACACCUCUCUGACGUUUCCUCUGAGUCUUUUACAGGAUUGAAGAAGACGUCAUUAAUGAUCUCUGUGCUGCUGUGACUCUGGACUCUGCAGGUGAGUCAGGAGCUGCUGCAGCAGAUCAAAGAGACGGUGCUUCAGAAGACCGUGGACGGGAUGAAGGAGGAGGGGGCUCCUUAUGUGGGUGAGUGGACGGCUCAUCUGGAUCUGGAGUGGGCUCAAUGAUCACAGAAAUAUGACAGUUUUCUUACAGACAGUGGCUCGCUUUAACCACUCUGCUUUUAUUUUGUAGGAGUCCUGUAUGCAGGCCUGAUGUUGACCAAGCAGGGGCCAAAGGUCCUCGAGUUCAACUGCCGCUUUGGAGACCCUGAGUGUCAGGUGGGCUCCUCCUCCUCCUCCUCCUCCUCCUCCUCCUCCUCCUCCUCCUCUAUCAUCCACCACAUGAGCAAAUAAGAGCAGAUUGUACAAACCCGCUGUUGUCGCUCCUUCAGGUGAUACUGCCGCUCCUGAAGAGCGACCUGUACGAGGUGAUCCUGAACACCAUGAACGGCAGACUGGCCUCCAGCGCCCCCGUGUGGCACCAGGACAGCUCUGCAGUCACCGUGGUGAUGGCGAGUGAAGGUUACCCCGGCUCCUAUAAGAAAGGAGUGCAGAUCACAGGUACAUGUCGGAGGAAGCAGGUUCUGUGAGACACAUUAAGGUCACGCUGGGUGUGUAACCUCCUCCGUUUGGUCCUCAGGUUUGUCCCAGGUUCAGGACUCAGGGCUGCAGGUUUUCCACGCCGGCACCGCUUUAAAAGACGGCAGCGUGGUCUCCAGCGGGGGCCGGGUCCUCACCGUCACAGCAGUCAAACCCUCUCUGGAGGCGGCCUUGAAAGCGGCCAAUCAGGGCGUGGCUGCCGUCGGCUUCCCGGGCGCCGUGUACCGCCGAGACAUCGGCCACCGAGCCAUCGCUCACCUGAACCAACACAGGUGUGUGUGAGAGCGUAACGGGGCUGAGAAUAACCCAAACACUGAAACACUACCACAUUCCUCUUUCUGGUUUUUAAAGUCUUUUCAAAAUAAAAGCCCGUGACUUUGCAUAAAUCAGCGUGUUUGUCUUUGUUUGAACGAGUCUGAAUCCUCCUGUAAGAGACCGAUCGCGUGUCUCGCUGACAUGACUGUGUGUCUCUGACAGAGGUCUCACCUACAAGGACAGUGGGGUGGACAUUGCUGCGGGUAACAGGCUGGUGGACAUGAUCAAACCUCUGGCUAAGGCGACGUCUCGAGCCGGUAACUCCAUACUUGUAUCUAAAAACUGAAGACGCUUGUAUCUUUAAGAAAACAGCAGAUGGAGGGACUGAAGCCUUUUAUUUCAUUAAGAGACAAACUCUUUUAUUAUGAGUAAAUUUUUAUAUCAAAGUGUUUCGAGUUGAAGGAAGUGCCGGUGGAUUUGGUUAUUUAUAGACGCUCAAACAGAAACCACGGCAGUCAUUUGUUUUUCCUCUCUAGGCUGUAACGCCGAGCUCGGAGGCUUCGCGGGGCUCUUUGACCUGAAGGCAGCAGGUUUCGUCGACCCCAUCCUGGUGUCGGGGACGGAUGGCGUUGGAACCAAACUGAAGGUGCGACUUGAUUUGAAGAUUCAAAACGAGUCUUUCUCUGAGCUGCUUUAAUGUCUUUGUUUACUUUGUCUUCAGAUCGCUCAGGCGUGCGGUCAGCACGGCGGUCUCGGUCAGGACCUGGUGGCGAUGUGUGUGAAUGACGUCCUCGCUCAAGGCGCCGAGCCGCUCUUCUUCCUGGAUUACUUCUCCUGCGGCCGCCUGGACGUGAACGUGGCCGCCUCUGUGAUCGGCGGUAUUGCAAAAGCCUGCGAGAUGGCCGGCUGUGCUCUGCUGGGUGAGCGAGGCGUUGGCAGCGGCGGCUGUUUGUUCUAUUUCUCCCCUUCAUGGUCACGCUUUACAUGUUAUUUUUUUUGCUUCACAGGUGGCGAGACGGCGGAGAUGCCGGGCGUCUACGCCGCAGGAGAGUACGACCUGGCCGGGUUCUGCGUGGGAGCGGUGGAGCGGGAGGCCCUGCUUCCCCGGCUCGGGGACAUCGCAGAAGGGGACAUGCUGAUCGGGUUGGCCUCAUCCGGGGUCCAUAGCAACGGGUUCAGCUUGGUACGCAAAGUCCUGGAGAGAGCGGGACUCAGUUACAGCUCGCCUGCUCCUUUUGGGAAGACAGGACAGACCGUAGGUACGUCAGCUUCACCGUCACUCACAUCUUUGAGCUGAUUUGAGUUCAUCGAUCGUGGAAAUCUUCGUUCGUCACACCGUCACCUUAUUUGACCCCGUACUCUGCUCCCAGGCGAGGUUUUGCUGACUCCGACAAAGAUCUACAGCCGCCCGCUGCUGCCGAUCCUCCGCAGUGGAGCUGUGAAAGCGUACGCCCACAUCACAGGAGGAGGACUGCUGGAGAACAUCCCGCGGGUGCUGCCUUCAGAGCUGGCUGUGGAUUUGGGUGAGAUGAAAGCGCUCUGACUUUCUUUUAACCUUCUUCAACAUCAGUAAAUGUUCGGAGGCUGGUUCGUGUGUUUUUUGUUUAAAUACAUGUAGAUGUGCUGAAUCCACCCUUUUCAGCUCAGUCUGGGGUCACUGUCUGACCCCCUCCCCUCUGUGUUUCUCUACGACUCAGACGCGUCUCGAUGGAGCGUCCCUUCCGUCUUUUCGUGGCUCCACAAAGAGGGGAAUCUGAGCGAGGAGGAGAUGGCCCGGACCUUCAACUGCGGCCUGGGGGCAGUGCUGGUGGUCUCACCUCUGGACGCUCAGAGGGUCUUGCGCCAGCUUCAAGCACAAGAAGAGGCCUGGAUCGUGGGUUCUCUCGCCCACAAGCAGCCCGGUAAGACGCAGAAAUAUGGAAAAUCCAGACGGAGUGUAACAGCUGAGUUAGAGUCUGAGAAUAAAGCAGUUAGGGCCUGAGUUUCAACCUGAGUUUCAGGCAGAGACCUUGAGCAGAACCAGACUUGUGUUAGACCAUCAUCUGCCGCUACAGUAGUCGGAUUAAAGAGAGGUGCGAGAAGAGAGGGAUGAUUGUUUUUCUCUACUCAGGGGGAGAACCUGUGGUGGUCCGCAACCUGAAACACAGCCUGCUGAAAGAAGGACCAGCAUCCAUCGAGGAGGAGGCGGUUGUUGGGGAGAAUGAUGGUUGCCAUGGUGACAAUGGGACGCCUCAGAAGAAGACCAGAGUGGGAGUUCUGAUCUCUGGGACAGGUGUGUUCGAUAAAUGUGCAAACUGACAUGAACACGGUUUUUAUAGGGGGACCAUAUGUCCUCUUUUACCCGGACAUGUCCUCUUUUUUGGGGGCUGUCCAGGCUUGUCUGGGGACGUUUCUAAAAUCCUCCAAAUGUCCGCGGUUUUGUGUCAUGUGGAUUUACUGAGUUAGAAGCUCAUAAAAGACACUCGAUCUGAACGGAAAAACUCUCAAAAUGAACUCAGUGUGACUUUGUGACUCCGCCCCCUUGUGUUAUUGUAUCCUCUAACAUGGUCACCCUCGUUUAUAGGAGUUUGUCUCACUCUUUACUCUCACAGGCACCAACCUGCAGGCGCUGAUAGAGCACGCCAAGCGCCCGUCCAGCUCUGCAGAAAUCGUGGUCGUGAUCUCCAACAGACCUGGAGUUCAAGGCCUGAAGAGAGCGUCGCUGGCCGGCAUUCAAACACGGGUGAAUAAACACGCUAAUAUUGACUUUUAUUUAGAUAACAUCUAAAACGAUAACUAGUUCAUCAAGUUCUGUUGAUGCGUCUCGAGGUUGUGGACCACAAACUGUACGGGAGCCGGGCAGAGUUCGACGGCACCAUCGACCGCGUGCUGGAGGAGUUUGGCGUGGAGCUGGUGUGUCUGGCUGGAUUCAUGAGGAUCCUCACGGGACCUUUUGUCAAGAAAUGGAACGGUAUGAAGGAGCUGGAGGAGAUUUCUUCAAAAUAAGACAUGAUCACCUGACAGUCUUUUAUGUUUUGUUUGUUAACGUUUCAGGAAAGUUACUGAACAUCCACCCGUCCCUGCUGCCUUCGUUUAAGGGCGUGAACGCACAGAAACAGGCUCUACAGGCCGGAGUGAGGGUCGCAGGCUGCACGGUGCACUUUGUAGCUGUGAGUAAAUCAUACUUUAGACAUAUGAGGUUGUUUUUUGAUAACCAGCUGAGUUUUGAGGCUUUUUUUUUCCUUCGUCUGUCCUUCAGGAAGAGGUGGAUGCCGGAGCCAUCAUCGUGCAGGAGGCCGUCCCCGUCCUGAGCGGAGACACAGAGGAGAGUCUGUCAGACCGAAUCAGGGAGGCCGAGCACAGAGCUUUCCCCGCCGCCAUGGAGCUGGUGGCCAGCGGAGCGGUCAGGCUCGCAGAGGACGGACACAUCGAGUGGAAGUUGAAAAGUUAA